UCGGUGUACGUGGCAAAGGCUGCUGGAUAUGAAACAAAAACGAACAGUGACGACCUACAAACAACUGACAAUGUUGAAAAACAUUUGGAAGUACAAGAACGUUCUUUCAGUCUGCAUUCCCAGCAUAAUACGUCUUGUCCUGGUUCUCCAACUUUCCCAUACCCCGUAAACGGUUUGGACAAUGUAGCUCUGAGAAAACCUUCAGAACAAAGUAGUACAAGGCAUGAGGGGUACGCCAAAUUCGGCAAUGACGGAGACAGCAGUCCAUUUUGGGAUUCCGGCUCCUGCUGUCAUACACAUGGCCCUCAGGACCAGGCGCUAAACCGACCAACUUGGUGGAUGGUCGAUCUUCUUCAGCCGUUUACUGUUUACUCUGUCAAAGUCACAAACCGUGUUGCAUAUUAUUGGAGAUUGGAGGAUUUCUUCGUGUAUGUGUCCGAGAGGAAUCCCCAAGAUGAUCCGGCAUACCCGGAGGAGAAGAGUAUGGGGAAGAUGUGUGUUCACAGGAAGGAGGCGGUAGGGGAGGGAGAAACAGUGCUGUUGUCUUGUGGUACUCCUGUCAUAGGUCGGUUUGUCAUCAUAUUCAACUGGAGCAUCUAUGGUUUGGUCUUUUGUGAAUUCCAAGUGUUUGCACAGGUGGUCACUAGGCCUACCAAUGAACAGCUUUUUAUGACCAUUUCUGCGGGACGAAAAAGUUCGGAGACCCCGUUAAUUUCGAAACAGGGCGUGAAAAAUGUAUUGCAGUGUGCCAGAGUUUGUGUAUGGGAGGAGGAGAGAAGAGAGGUUGGCAACGCACUACAGUACAAGACUAGCACAAGCCUGUGAGAGUGUCUACAACUGUCGGCUUUACACUCCUACAGGCAACAACAACAACAACAAGACGCCGAUUGGAAGCUUGCUACGCUAUGACCACAGCUAGAGACUUGCUCGUUCUUUAUGCAGAAUUUGCUCUUGGUAGACUUGUUUGUUUGAUUGCUAGAUUGUUUGU
Messenger RNA from Aplysia californica (California sea hare), 988 nucleotides. Its product is annotated as fucolectin-4-like. Lineage: Eukaryota; Metazoa; Mollusca; Gastropoda; Aplysiida; Aplysiidae. The record is from RefSeq and is a predicted model, not a curated record. The transcript has a single exon. The annotation marks the transcript as partial.